Molecule: messenger RNA, 6266 nt
Organism: Lates calcarifer (barramundi perch)
Lineage: Eukaryota; Metazoa; Chordata; Actinopteri; Centropomidae
Product: lysophosphatidylcholine acyltransferase 1
Exons: 14
Coding region: 389-2026 (545 amino acids)
Molecular function (GO): calcium ion binding
Source: RefSeq, a predicted model, not a curated record
GUUGUGAAGGUAGCAUCACAUCGUGCGAGGCACAACGAUAUGGAUGCGAGUGAUGGUCAUGCGCAUGCGCCCUUUCAGAGGAGAAGAAUCGUGGCUCCGUUAGCAUCCAGAGCUAGCGGAUUGAUUGGGGAGCACGGUGUGGAGGAAGGCGUCUUGCGCACGGAAGGCAGAAAGAUAUCGGCGACUUCAAAUACCCCCAGCUAAUCCCUGAGCUAACCAUUAUCCCUCCAUGCUGUCCGCGGAAGGAAGAUAACGUUAAUAACCCUGCACUGCCACCUGAAUUAGCCACGGUGCAAGACAGAUAGGGGAAACUGCGUCUUCCUUUCUGGCAGAAUCAGUUUUCUCUUUUGAAUAAUAAGAAUAUAUCUGCAGCAUCGACUAAGUAAGAAUGAAGCUACCGAAUAACAGACAAUGUGCGAUGGAAGGAGAUGGAAAGAAGAUGGACCAAGCUCCACCGGUCAGAAACCCUUUUGUGCACGUCUUGAAAUUCACCCCCCUGGAAAAGGCAAAGAUUGCAUUAAUGACAGUCACACUAUUCCCCAUCCGUCUACUCAUAGCUGCAUUCAUGAUGCUGCUGGCUUGGCCUUUUGCCUUCCUGGCCUCAGUGGGACGCUCCGAGACUGCCGUCGAACCCCAGUGCCUCUGGAGGAGACUGGUGGACAUAAUUCUGAAGAUCAUCAUGCGGGUCAUGUGGUUUGCGGGAGGCUUCCAUUGGAUGACCAUCAAAGGGCAAAGGGCCUUGCCUGCAGAAGCACCCAUUCUCACCCUGGCACCCCACUCUUCUUACUUUGAUGCCAUCCCAGUCACCAUGACAAUGGCCUCAAUUGUCAUGAAGGCUGAGAGCAAGGAUAUACCUCUUUGGGGGACUUUGAUUAAGUACAUCAGGCCAGUGUUUGUGUCACGGUCAGACCAGGACUCCAGAAAGAAGACUGUGGAGGAAAUCAAACGCAGAGCCCACUCUGGAGGAGAAUGGCCUCAGAUAAUGAUUUUUCCAGAAGGAACAUGCACCAAUAGAUCCUGCUUAAUCACCUUUAAGCCAGGGGCCUUCAUCCCCGCUGUACCAGUGCAGCCUGUGGUGAUUCGUUACCCUAAUAAACUGGACACAAUCACAUGGACAUGGCAAGGACCUGGAGCGUUUGAAAUCUUGUGGUUGACACUCUGCCAGUUGCACAACGAGUUUGUGAUCGAGUUCCUUCCCAUCUACACACCAUCAGAGGAGGAAAAAAAGAACCCUGCUCUCUUCGCUAUCAACGUGAGACGUGUCAUGGCAAAAGCCCUGGGCGUACCUAUCACAGACUAUUCAUUUGAAGACUGCCAGCUGGCCAUGGCAGAAGGCCAGCUGAGACUGCCAGUCGACACCUGUCUGCUGGAGUUUGCCAAGCUCGUCAGGAGACUGGGGCUGAAACCACGGAACACAGAGAAGGUUCUGCAGGAGUACGGGAACAGAGCCAGGAAGCUGGAGGGGCAGAAGCUGGACUUGGGUGACUUCGCUCAGUUCCUCGAUGUGCCAGUUUCAGACAUGCUGCGAGACAUGUUUGCUCUUUUUGAUGAGCAUGAAGAUAACUGCAUGGAUAUCAGAGAAUAUGUGAUAGCCUUAUCUGUCGUAUGCAGACCUGCCAAAACUCUGGAAACGAUGAAAUUGGCCUUCAAGAUGUUUGAGGCAGAGGAGGAUGGUGCCAUCACAGAAAUGGAGUUGGCAGUUAUACUGAAGACAGCUUUAGGAGUGACUCACCUCAGUGUGUCGCGUCUGUUUACCGCAAUCGACCCUGAAGACACAGGGAAGAUCACAUUUGACAAGUUCAGAUGCUUUGUGGAGCAGCACCCAGAUUUUGCUGAGGAGUACCUGCACACAGAAAACGCAGGCCUCCACACCGGGCCCUGCCACGGUCACCAAAUAAAGCCCAGCCUGUCUUCUCUGAACCUGCAAGGCACUGCCACCACCAAAACGGCUAAUGGUAUCUGCCCCGACUUUAGCCCCAACGACCACGAUCGCACAAUAGAUGGACUGCUCAAGAAACACAACUAAAACAGUUUGAAAAAUGUAGUGGGGGCAAACAAACUCCUCUCCUGGUGAGAAGGUGUUGUGUAAAGGGUUGUUAGUUACUGGUUAGUUAGUAAAUCGUUUGAACAGUAAGGGACUAUUAUUUCAGUAACCCCAGCUACAAAAAUGAAGAAGUUUACCUAACCCUUUUUUAUUAGUAUUGUUUCAAUGAAAUUUUCUGAGGUUAUUUUCAGCCUGGCAACAGUUUAUUUUGUUAUAAAUUCCUUUUUUUUUAUUUUUUCAUAGAAAGGAUCGUCAAAAUGCCAAACACUGGUUGUUUCAGAUACAAUGCUUGAAUACUUGAAGGGCAAGCACUUAUAAAAAUCCCCGGGGCAAAAGUUUAUUUUACUUUUUUUUUUUUCCUUUUCCCUCCAACAUAGUACUGACAGUGCAUGUUUUUAAAAGGAGGGAAGCAAGAAAAAAAAAAACCCUGGACAGUGAAGUGAACUAAUUUUUAGUGAAAUCAGUGUUGGAUUCUCUUUUUAUUUGUAACUUUUAACUAUUUCCUUUCUUUAAUGGUAGCUGCCUUUUGAACUGAAAGUGCAGAAUGCAUGGGCUCAUGUUAUUUUGAGCAGUAUUGAGGAUUAUUUAUCUGAAGAAGGGAGGCCUGAUGGUACCAGUGACAAUUGUUUGACCACUUGAAGCGUUUAGCUUUAGUAGCCACAUUUGAGGUGAACUCAGGUCUCUGUGAGUCGAUGGUCAUAAUUGCUACAAGCCUGUUUUUAUAUAUAUUAUACACACACACUUAUACAUAUGUGUGUGUGUGUAUAUAUACAUAUAUAUAAUAAACACAAUGAUAUAUUUGAUUUAGCUCAGGGUUCAGUGACAAAAAUGAAAAACUUAACUUGUAUGAUGUCAUCAUUUUUGAUGCUCACUGGGUUACAUGCAUGUUCUUUUUUCUUCUUAUGACAUCAGUACUUUUCUGCCCAGUCAUUCCUCAUUCAUCAACUUCACUGAUGUAUUUUUUUUCUUUCAGGUCAGCAGAUUCAAGUGUCUUUUUUUUAAUUGUUAAAUUUACACAACUUGGACCAAAAAUGCAUUAGGUGAUUUAAUGUCACCUUUUAUAUUUGUACUGUCCUUUUCCAGUCGGCAGUGUAAUGGCUUUCAAGGAAGAAUUCAGUGUGUGUGACCAUUGAAAGCACAUUUAGAUUGGUGGUGAAGUUGGGUUUGCCAAAGGCAAGGUCAUACUAUUUCCCUCUCAGCAUUACACUGCUAUACAGUAUCAAUCAUUCCAUCACUUUUCAUGGCAUAUUAUUCCUCAGUCUAUCUGAAAUCCUUACUAUUCCUGUAUGUUUUGAAGGAUCUAAUAACAAACCAUUGGCUCCUUAGUCACUUGUAAAUUUGACCUACCUGCUCUGUUUCUGAUGUCCACCAACAAAGGCAUGUUUUGAAAGAGGUCCAAGCACCUUUGCCAUUUAAUCACAUUUUAGGGACCAGUAUAGAAAUUGAAUAAUAUCUGCCUGAGGUAAUAUUUAUGCCUCAUUUUUAAGUUUUUGCUAAUGAUGGUCAUAUUGGCACAAAAAGAUUUGUCACAAAUGUGAUUUAAUGGCCUCUCAGUAAACUGACAUGCAGCCUCUGGCCAUAAAAUGUAUUUAUAAUCAUGGGCCAGGUGGAGCCAUGCUUUCAAAUUGAAUUAAAAUGAAGGAAUAUUUAAGUUAACAAAUUUUAUGUCAAAUCAGGCAAAUAGUGCAGUUGUUUAUUAGUCUUAGUUUAUUGGUCUUUUAAAUUAUUGAUUGAUUCAUACUGGGAAGAAUAUUGUGUUAACGCUUCUCACCUGAUAUUUUCUAAAUAGCCCAAUACUCAUGCUUUUUUUAUUUAUUUUUUUGUCUGAUUUUAAUUCAACAAACUUAAUCUGAGAUUACAAUCAAGUGACACUGUCUGAUGUGUUGACAAAACUUUUAGAUUUAGAUAAUACAGUGAUGCUCAUUUCAAUCAUUUUCUAACAGUUAAUUAUUUGGCUGUUUUUUAAAACUUCUUUUUGUUUCUGGGAGCAGAUAAAAUAACCUAAAAAUAGUGCAGUUAUUUAUAUUAUGUCAUUUUGUAGAAACAUUAUUUGUUAAAGGGAAUAACUCUCCUGAGCAGAUUAAAUGAAACACAUUAGAAUCUGUCUGUAGCCAGUUGUACUCGGGUUCUGUGCACUCAUUGUUUGAUACUGUUGACUUUUUAUUCAUCGAUAUCACAAAAAGGAUUUACAGUGGUUUCUCUUUUCUUUCCUUUUUUGAAAUUUUGUUAGUUCAUCAUGUUGGUGAGCAUCGUAUUCCCAUCACAUUCAUGACCAUGCAUACUGUACAUGUAUCCCUGUUAUGGCUUUCAGUGAAGCAAUAUUUCACAUCUUUUAAGCCUUCUCAAGAUGUAUGCUUUUGAAGAGUUCUGAUAUGUAUUUUGAAUAUUCCAAAUGCAGGACAUUUUGUGAAUUUUUGAUAUACGUAUAUGAAUGAUUUUUAUUUUCACUGCCAUGACAGAGAUCUGUGAUCUUCUCUCCUCUGCAGAUUGUAUUGAUGGUGAAAUUUGAGCCACUUUUUUUUUCCUUUGUAUGAUACUGCAAUCGUUUUGUGCUGUAUUCCUCCUACACAGUGUAAAGUUUUAUUGUUGUAAUAUUAUUACUAUUCCCGCUGAGUUGACUGCUUAGAAACAAAAUGCAGAUUUCAUAUGGAAACCGAUAGCCUUGAAUCUAUAGAAUUUUUAUGCUAAAAAAAAAGAGAAUGUAUAGACAAUCUUGUCACAAUCAGAAGCUACACAAAGCGCUGAUCUCUAGUGGACAUUUUCCUAAGAAGUUAUGGUUUUCAAAUGUACACUUUUUAUCCUGUCUUCAUUGACUUUUUUUAUGUUUGAGGCGUGCAGGUUGAACUAAGCAAAGUGUGAGUGUGUAAGUGUCAGGCCUUGAGGUGAUGUCUGCCGCCACAUGACGGGCCACAUCGCACAAACACUCCAGACUGUACGCAGAUAUAAACUUAACAUUUGAUAUGUUCAAUCACAGUCUUUUAAUAUUGCUCCCCCACCCUGUUCUACUUUGUCCUGUUAAACUGUAUGUAUUUGUGCUUGCACUUUAGAUUAUUUUCUUUAUUUUUUUAAAGAAACAUCACAUUGCUGUAAAGCCUGUUAAGUUUGUAGAUUACAGUAUUGUAGCGCAAUUCUGUUACUAUGAAUAUUUGAUAAAGUUUGCAUUCAUAUGUUUGCUACAGUAACGGGAGCACAGAGGAAAGUAGGGAUCACAAGUUAACUGAAGCUGUCCCUUGCCCCACAUUUGAUUUUGUACUGUAAGAGCUCAGUUAGUUAACAACAUCUAAAACACUUUCUAGACCUACUCUUCUGCUUUGUCUCAGGAUUGUGGAAAUUUUGUAGCUUGAAAAUGACUGUAAAUUUGUAGAACAUGGCUCGUACAGAUUUGAAUGACUGAAAAUAGUUUGCACCAUGGAAUGGAUAAGUAUUAAAUAUGUACUCCUAAGUGAUGUGAUUUUACAACAGGUGGUUUGGUAUACAGUUCACCCUGUAUGUAUGUAUGAGGGAAACCAUGCUGUUUUUGUACAUAGGUGGGUAAUCUGAUUACAAAUUACAACUGACACAGUGAUAUCAAUUGAUAUCUCAAGACAUGGCCCAGGAUGAAAUAUACUGAGCCACAGUAACCCCUAAUGUAGUUUUUUUUUUUUUUUUUUUUUUUAAACAGAAAAUUCCAUCUGAAGGUCUAAAGGAUGUUACCAUACUUCAUCAGCAAGUCAAAUAUGUACAUUUAUUUAUAUAUUCAAUAUUACAUUCAGAACAAUUCCGCAUUGGGGUUGUGUAAAAGUACUGGGUCCAUUUCUUUUCACACUUGUUUUACUUCCCUUUAUUUUAAAUACCUCAGUAGAGGUGAAUCUCAUUUUCUACUUGCUAUCAAUCUGAGAAAAUGUAAACCUGCGAGAGAUAAACUUGUAUUUAUGGUACUGCUGCCUGCUUAACCACAGUUUGUCCAGCAGUGAGCCUAAGACGAGAGACUUGUGUACUCUUGACAGAGUGAUAUUGUCUUUCUGAUGGCUUACUGUAUGUGGACCAAGAAACUGAACUCUGUUUUCUCUGUAGCUUUACUUCCUGUCUUUUUCUAUUCUCUACAGGUUUUAUUUUAUUAAUGCAUUUUGAUGAUGAAGAGUCAUUACUGCAAGCUACUUUGAAUUUGUCUGUUCAGGACUGCUAUGAUAUAACUUGUUAAUGUGACUCUUGGAUUGAAUUAAAAAAGAACUGUUAACACACA